AUGAAGCCAUCGCUCCCAUCCAUCUUUGGGCGCGCAGCAACUUAUCUCUGCGCAUCCUGUCGCAAAGAGGCCGUGGCGGUGUUGUCCAUUCGCCGAGGCACAAGCUUGAGGGGCGCACUUUUCUCAACAGCAACACAAGCAUCACGGCAGCGGGAUGUUUGCCGUGAUCCUGCUGUCGUAGCACAGCGCCGCAUUUUCGCCGGAAGGGCCCUCUCAACAACCGCAUCGUCCUCCCCUUCGAUCGAUCCCAACACUGCCGCUCAACCCUCCUCUUCGUCCAACAACAUCCCAACCUACUACGCCCUCUUUCCCGAAACCCUCCCCCACGGCCCUCCUCCCAAGGGUAAAUUCCACAUCGACCUCCGUGCCCUGCGCCGCGAGUUCCUCCGUCUCCAAGCCGCGUCCCACCCAGACUUCCAUCACCACGCCGCCCAACAAUCUUCCUCAGAGCAAGCCUCAAAAUCCGACGCCCGUCUCCGUGCCGAAGCCACCUCCGCCCUGCUCAACACCGCCUACAAGACUUUGUCCUCCCCUCUUCUCAGAGCACAGUACCUCCUCCGCGAGCAGCACGGGAUUGACCUCGAAGGCGACGAGUCCACAGUCGGGCAUCAUCAUCACGGCGGUCUUGUCGAUCCCGAGCUGCUGAUGACGGUGCUGGAGGCGAGGGAAGCGCUGGAUGAGGCGCAGACGGAGGGCGAAGUGGAGGAGAUUCGGCGGGUAAAUGAGGAGAGGAUAAAGGAGAGUGAGGCAAGGCUGGGGGAGGCGUUUGAGAGGGGGGAUGUCGAGGGGGCGAGGGAAGAGGCAGUUAGGUUGAGGUAUUGGGUUAGUAUUAGGGAGGGAGUCGAUCAGUGGGAGCAUAGCGGUCGGAGGAGGGGGCAUUAG
Messenger RNA from Thermochaetoides thermophila DSM 1495, 882 nucleotides. RefSeq names its product putative Co-chaperone protein. Gene Ontology annotation, molecular function: ATPase activator activity; protein-folding chaperone binding. The transcript has a single exon. The coding region runs from base 1 to 882 and encodes 293 amino acids. The record is from RefSeq and is a predicted model, not a curated record. Gene Ontology annotation, biological process: [2Fe-2S] cluster assembly; protein complex oligomerization. Lineage: Eukaryota; Fungi; Ascomycota; Sordariomycetes; Sordariales; Chaetomiaceae. Gene Ontology annotation, cellular component: mitochondrion.